GUUGGGCGCUCAACAAUCGGCGCAUUCGCUCUUAUUUUACCCGAUAAAUAUCACGAGAAAACACAAGUGCGAGCGCGUCACUGAGGCACGGCUGCACAGCGCCCGCCAGGUUGAGUCUACACCGUUCUCGUGUGCCUUUUAAGGGGCGGCCCGUCGCCUGAGAGGGAGGUUCCUCUGAACAGCGCAGCUCCGCUCAUUCUCGCUCCCCUCGCAGCAAAAGCAGAACGAUGGCAGAAGCCGCUCCCGCUCCAGCCGCCGCCGCGCCGGCCAAAGCCCUCAAGAAGAAGCGCGCCGCCCCGCCCAAGAAAGCCGGCCCCAGCGUCGGCGAACUCAUCGUCAAGGCUGUUUCGCAGUCUAAGGAGAGGAGCGGCGUAUCUCUCGCCGCCCUCAAGAAAGCUCUGGCUGCCGGCGGCUACGACGUGGACAAGAACAAGUCCCGCGUCAAGAUCGCCGUCAAGAGCCUCGUGACGAAGGGCACUCUGGUGCAGACCAAAGGCACCGGCGCCUCGGGUUCCUUCAAGCUUAACAAGAAACAAGCCGAGCCCAAGAAGAAGCCGGCAAAGAAAGCGGCGCCAAAAGCCAAGAAGGCGGCCGCCAAAAAGCCCGCCGCUGCUAAGAAGCCCAAGAAGGUAUCAGUGAAGAAGCCCGCGGCCGCUAAGAAAUCGCCGAAGAAAGCCAAGAAGCCGGCGGCCGCCAAGAAAGUCGCCAAGUCUCCCAAGAAAGCGAAGAAGCCCGCGGCACCGAAGAAGGCGGUCAAGAGCCCGAAGAAAGCGAAGGCGGUCAAACCCAAAGCUGCCAAGCCCAAGGCGGCGAAAAAGGCCCCCAAGAAGAAGUGAACUCGCCGUUUUACCUUCGUGUCCCGUAAUCCCCCCUCAAAAACGGCUCUUUUAAGAGCCGCCCACAUUUCCACUCAAGGAGCUCGGUUUUCUUUCGCCCUGCACAAAAUCAUUAUUUCUUAAUAAAAUAAUCCCACAGCGGGGAAAUUCUCCCUGUUACAGCAGCGAACGGGCAGCGAGGCACUCGAGUGAAAGAGAAUUAACAAGCGAGUAAUUCACUUGGAGUAUUUAAGGGUUUUUACUUGCUAAUGUGUAGACAAUAUAAUUUAUAUAUUUACUUUGUAACUAUUUUUUUUUCUGAAAUUCACAUGGAAUAUUGCACGAGGCACUGGUUUAUAUCACACAUGGGACGGUGAGGAGUUACUAUAUAAACUAUUUCAAUAGAAGCUCAAGAAUAUUUAACAUUUAGUCUAUAGAGGGAUUUUUAAAUAUUGUACACGGAGCGUUGAUUAUAUUGCACAGGGGAAAUGGUGAUAAAUUCACAGUGUUCUGUAAAUUGUGAUCAAUACUGAAACUACCAAGCUGCCAUUUGCAGUGACAUGGAUUAGGAUUAGAGCGGGAAUGAGGCGGGAAAACAAGUGUAUAAAUUUGCAUUCAUGUGAUUUUGUAUUGAUUAUGUAUUUGGAUUAUUUCAUAAAGUUUAUUUAAAAAGGAAAACAAGGACGUGUAUACGUUUUCUCUGUCUCUCGCGCACAGGCGGAAGCACAAAAGACAAAAACGGUGGGCGGUAGGCGGGUACUACAGUUUGACGGCGCUAAAACGAUUGGUUGUUGCAUUUCAGCCAAUAGAAACGCAGCUGCUUUAGCUAUAAGAAGCGCGCUUGGAGACUGGAAAACUUUAUUUCAGUUUAAUUCGACGAAAUUGAAAGAAGUCAAAGAUGAGUGGAAGAGGCAAGACAGUUCCC
Molecule: messenger RNA, 1740 nt
Organism: Pygocentrus nattereri (red-bellied piranha)
Lineage: Eukaryota; Metazoa; Chordata; Actinopteri; Characiformes; Serrasalmidae
Product: histone H1-like
Exons: 1
Coding region: 228-836 (202 amino acids)
Biological process (GO): nucleosome assembly
Cellular component (GO): nucleosome
Molecular function (GO): DNA binding; structural constituent of chromatin
Source: RefSeq, a predicted model, not a curated record